Molecule: messenger RNA, 2649 nt
Organism: Bacillus rossius redtenbacheri
Lineage: Eukaryota; Metazoa; Arthropoda; Insecta; Phasmatodea; Bacillidae
Product: phenoloxidase-activating factor 2
Exons: 4
Coding region: 2-724 (240 amino acids)
Biological process (GO): proteolysis
Molecular function (GO): serine-type endopeptidase activity
Source: RefSeq, a predicted model, not a curated record
CAUGAUCCUGGACGGAUCCAACAGCUACGUGGGCGGGGCGGUGCUGAUUGGGCCGAGACACCUGCUCACCGCGGCCCACAAGGUGGCGCCCUACGUCUCCCAGCUGGACGCCAGGAACCUGUGGGCCAGCCCCAGACGCCUGAAGGUGAGGCUGGGGGAGUGGAACACGCAGUCCACGGCCGAGCCCUACCCGUUCGUGGAGUGCGACAUAGCGCGGGUGGUGGUCCAUCCCAGGCACAACCCGACCGACCUCAGAAACGACGUCGCGGUCAUCACUCUGAAGGCAGCGGUCCCCGCCGGGCGGUUCCCCCACAUCAGGGCCGCCUGCCUACCGGCGCCACACCAAGAUUUCACCAACCAACGGUGCUGGGUCGCUGGCUGGGGCAAGAGCGCCUUCGGGCCGGCGGGCAGCUACCAGAACACCCAGCGGGAGGUGGGGGUGCCGGUGCUGCCGGGCUCCGACUGCGAGCGGAGGCUGCGGGAGACGAGGCUGGGGCCGUCCUACCGGCUGGACCGCGCCAGCUUCCUGUGCGCCGGCGGCGAGCCGGGCAUGGACGCCUGCACGGGAGACGGCGGGUCCCCGCUGGUGUGCGAGUCGCGGGGCCACUUCACGCUCGCCGGGCUGGUGUCCUGGGGCAUCGGCUGCGCGGAGAGCGGGGUGCCCGGGGUGUACGUCAACGUCCCGGGCUACCGCGACUGGAUCGACCAGCAGACGAAGGGCUGAGGCCUGUCGUACUCGGGUGCACACACGAUGUGCAUCGCAAAAGCAAGCAAGACGGAGAGUCGCAACUCAAUGCUAUAAAUAAUGUUCUUAUUUUUCUUUUUGAAAUCAGCGAACUGUGUUUGUAUUCAUCAGUAACCUAACAACCUAAACAUUAUUAACUUUUCAAAAGAAAAUGUUGGCUAACUUGAUUUAUUUUUGACGUGACAUCUAAUACCUAUAUCGAUGAACGCCGGCUGCACGCACGAAAGUGUCCCGUUACGCACAUUGUUCCAUUACACUGCGUCCCAUUAUGCUCAUUGUACGCUUCCGCCGCAUCUAUCUCUCUUCCACUCGACUGUUUAUAAAGUGAAGUGAAAAGUUAAUGUGGAUUUCAUUGCUUAUUACAACAAUAAAUUCGACAAUAAAGGUUCAUUUUUCAUGCAUUUUAAAAAUCUGAUUACUGGUAUAAUUUCAAGUAUUUAUUCUUUUAUUAUGAUUCAAUUUUAUUCAUAAAGAAUGCAAUCAUUUCAUCAAAGUUUUGUUGACAUCACGUUAAACUAUCAUCCGUAAACCGACUUUACAGACAACCAAUUUUUUUUUGUCGUUGCUGGUAAUCACCAGAUGGAGCAAAAGGUCCGAUUCAUGACGAGGAGGGUGAAGCCAAAAGGGGAGCGGUACUACACGUACCAAUAUGGCGGCAGUUUGUUUACAAAUGUAUCAACUGUACCUGUAUUGAAGAUUAAAUUGGAGAAAAAUUUCAACUCAUAUCAUUACAUUUGUAUUAUGAAGAUUCGUUUUGGACUUUUAAUAUAUAUAUGUAUUAACAAUAACAUUUAGAUAUUUUUUUUGAACAGCGUAACAAUAGCUGUUAAUAAAAGAAGGCGAAAACAGCUCAUUCUAAUAUAAACAAAGGUUAAUCAUAUUGGUAUUUGAAAAUAAGAAUAAAAAGGGGCUUCAUGUUUAAAGGCUAAAACCCAUCCCACGUGACGCCUAUUUUCUGCUAUACCUUCUGUUAAACUCAUAAAUGUUUGUAUAGCAGAAGAGAAGAAUUUUGAACUCCAUACACAUUAUACCUAGAACGUUAAAGCUUUAGUCAUAAUACCACGACGAACACAAACCCGACAAACUCUCGCGCAGCGUUUCAGCACGACAGAUUUAAUAGCGUAGGUUCACAAUACCACGACAUUAAGGCGACGAUUUCAGAAUUGGCUGUCAGCAAAUAUAUCCUAGCAAAGUACUUCCAUAAAAUGCACUAGAGUGCGCUAAAAACAGCGUAGAAGAAGAAAAGAACAUGCUAUAUUAACCCAUAUUAUUUUCAUUUUUGCCUGAUUUCUGCAGUCCUUCAGUCAAGUAUACAGAAUAACACGAGCCUGAACUCUGUUAAUUAAAAGUUGUUUGCGAACUCGUCCGUCCUUAAACGAAAUCUUGAUCCAUCAACAACAUUGACCAUAAACACGAUGAUAUCCGUUAUUAUAAACAGAUGAAGAAAAUUUACAAAUAUUAAAGUGUACCAACGUGUAAAACGAAAUUUUAUUUUUCAGCAAAAAUAAUUUUGCUCUGUAAAAAAUUUUCAUUACAUAUAUUAAAACUUACGAUUACUUCUUUCUAUGACUAUUUUAGUUUAUCAGACAUAUUCCAGGGUGAUUUUACUCUCAUAAAAUUUCAUUUGGCAUACCAUUACAUUUGUUACACCCAUGUUUACAAAAGGAACUAUUUACAGGUUUAUAUUGCUGCACGUGUCUCUGCCAUCUUUAAGACUUCCGCUCGUGGGUAUAAGUAGCAGAAAAAAUAGAACACGUUCAAUUAUGGUUUGGGCUAAGACUUAGGUUAUGAAAACUUUUAUACCCAAUGAAUGCUGAAAUGUUACACCAGAGCAGGCGCACAAAGUAGGCAUUAAAUCUGUAUUAAAUUUGUAUUAAAUCUGUAUUAAAUCUGUAUCAUUUAGA